Molecule: messenger RNA, 1904 nt
Organism: Megalops cyprinoides (Indo-Pacific tarpon)
Lineage: Eukaryota; Metazoa; Chordata; Actinopteri; Elopiformes; Megalopidae
Gene: klhdc4
Product: kelch domain containing 4
Exons: 12
Coding region: 46-1815 (589 amino acids)
Molecular function (GO): protein binding
Source: RefSeq, a predicted model, not a curated record
GUGACUGAACUGAGGAACGAACAGUGUCUGCAGAGAACUGUGAAGAUGGGCAAGAAAAGUAAAAAAGAAAAGAAGGUGAAAGGAGCAGAGAAGACAGCUGCUAAAAUGGAGAAAAAGGUUUCGAAAAGAUCAAAGAGAGAAGAGGAGGAUUUGGAGGCAUUGAUUGCUGAGUUUCGCACUUUGGACGCGAAGAAGACACAGGUGGUGGAGACCGCGUGUCAGCCCCCUUCGCCCAGGUUAAACGCGACUCUGUCUGCGCACCCAGAGAAGGAUGAACUGAUCCUGUUCGGAGGCGAGUAUUUCAAUGGGAAAAAGACCUACUUGUACAACGACCUCUUCUUCUACAACAUCAAGAAGAACACCUGGGUGAAGUCAGACAUCCCCAACCCUCCUCCUCGCCGCUGUGCUCACCAGGCAGUGGUGGUUCCGCAGGGGGGAGGACAGCUCUGGGUGUUUGGAGGGGAGUUUGCAUCACCUGAUGGGGAGCAAUUCUAUCAUUACAAAGACCUGUGGGUUCUUCAUUUAAAUACUCUCACCUGGGAGCAGAUCAAGGCGUCUGGUGCCCCCUCUGGCCGUAGCGGGCACCGCAUGGUCCUGAGCAAGAGGCAGCUGUUGGUGUUUGGAGGCUUCCAUGAGAGUGCCAGAGACUAUAUAUACUACAAUGACGUCCACGCCUUCAACCUGGACACCUUCACCUGGAGCCGCCUGACUCCCUCUGGCACCGGCCCUUCCCCACGCUCAGCCUGCCAGAUGACCCCCACGCCUGACGGCAGCGGCGUCAUCAUCUACGGAGGAUACUCCAAAGUGAGAGUGAAGAAGGAGGUGGACAAAGGCACCAUCCACUCCGACAUGUUCUUACUGAAACGAGAGGGCAAAGAUGAACAAGUGAAGUGGGUAUGGUCUCGUGUGAGCCCCUCAGGGGUGAAGCCCCCGCCCCGGUCCGGGUUCUCUCUGGCAGUAGGGCUGGGUGGGCGUGCACUGCUGUUUGGGGGCGUGUGUGAUGAGGAAGAGGAGGAGACACUGGAGGGAGACUUCUUCAAUGACCUCUACCUUUAUGAUAUCAGCAAGAACCGCUGGUUCCCUGGCCAGUUAAAGGGGCACAGGUCGGAGAAGAAGAAACGCCGUCGGGGCGUGAAAACGGAGGGGGCUGCUGAGGGGGCGGGGCAGGAGGAGGGUGAGGCAGAGGAGGAGGAGGGUCCGAAGGAGAUCGUGAAGGAGAUUGUGACUGAAGAUGGCACAGUGAUGACCAUCAAGGAGGUGAUCCCUGGAACGAUGAGGAAGGAGGAGAGCGAGGAAGAGGAGGAGGAGCAGGAGGAGGGUGCGGCGGCAGCCCCAGGGGUGGAGCCCUGCCCUCGCUCCAACGCGAUGGCGGUCGUUAAACAGGGAAAGCUGUACGUCUAUGGGGGAAUGUUUGAAGUGGGUGACCGGCAGGUCACACUCAACGACCUGUACGCCCUCGACUUGCACAAGAUGGAACAGUGGGAGGUGCUCGUGGAGAUGGACCAGAAGGCACAAGAGUGGCUGGAGGAGUCUGAGUCAGAGGAUGAUGAGGAAGAGGAGGAUCAGAAAGUAGCAGGAGGUGGUGAUGAAGAUGAGGAGGAAUCAGAGGAAGAGAGUGAUGAUGAUGAUGAUGAUGAUGAUGAAGAGGAGCAUCCCCCUGUAAAGCCUGGCGAAACUUUAACAGACUUUCAAAGCCGGACUGAGCAGUACUGGGUGGGACUGGCCCGGGCUAACAUGGGCCCUGAUGCCAAGGACAAGAAGGUUCAGAAAGUGGGCCUGGCUAUGGCCAAAGUGUUCUAUGAAGAGCAGGAGUGAACCACUGCUGUUUCAGCAGACAGGAGACUGGAGGGUGUGUGUGCGUGUUCAUGAGUGUGUCUGUGUGAGGAAGUGGAUGUUAUUAUGUG